AUGGCAAAUGUUCAGAAGAAACAACAUACCAUACGAGCUCAUAUUCACAACGAAUUCAACACUGGCCCUGAUUUUGAAUCAACCAAUAUGUUCAAAGCACAAGAAGGUCCUGCAUGCAAUAAAACAAAAUCUGUUACACUGUCAAAUACAGACGAAUGUGAUAUACCACCUGCUAAACGCCGCCGUUUACAAGGUACAUUAACUAAAACAUUAAUAACAGAAUAUCAACGUCUAGCAUGGGAAGCUUUAAAAGAAAAUAUUAAGGAUAAAGUUAAAGAAGCCGAUAAAUCAAAUUUAUCAGCAAUUAGUCGUGGACUAUUUAAAUGCAAUAUCAUACGUGGUCGUGGCUUAGUUGCAAAUGCUAUUAUUCGAGCACAACUUAGAUCCCCAUCGUCUACUCCUGUGUAUGCUGCAUUAGUCUGUAAAAUUCAUCGAAAAUUGCCUAUAAUUAGUAAAUUAAUUUUCAAGCGUCUUAUAUUAUUGUUUCGUCGAACACAUCAACGUAAUGAUAAAAUCCGUUGUUUGGCAAUAAUAAAAUUUAUUUCACAUCUAAUUAAUAAAAAUAUGUUACGUGAAACAGUUGCUUUGCAAAUGCUUCUUUUUCUCCUGGAAAAUUCAAAUGAUCAUAAUACAGAAUUAGCUGUUCAAUUAUUAAAAGAGUGCGGUGAAAAGUUAUUACACGCCAGUCGACAAGAAGUAGAUUUCGUAUGUACAACAUUAACAAACUUGCCUGAUGAAUCAUCAUUAAAUAAACUUACACAAGAUAUUCAUGAAAUCAUAUUUACUGCACCAACAAAACAACCAGUUGUAGAACGUGGUUUAAAUUUCGUCGAUAAAUAUAGUCAAUAUGCACACAUACUGCAAUUAGACGAUCCGUGUGAUCCCGAUGAUAUACUCGAUGUAUUUAGACAUGAUGCAAAAUAUGUCAUUAACGAACACGAAUAUAAACAAAUGAGAAAAAGAAUUCUUGAUGAAAAUACUACCGAUGAAGAUGAAUCCUGUUCAUAUACAUCAGAUAGUGACGAAGAAUCAUCUUCAGAUACGUCAGAGAGUGAUGAAGAUGAAUCAAGUUCAUAUGUAACAGAUAAUGCUGAUGAAGACAAUGGCAAUGAAGAAAAACAACAGCUGAUCAUUAUCGAUCGAAUUGAAACAGAUUUAGCAACACUCCGUCACAAAAUAUGUUUAACAAUUCAAGCCAGUAUCGAUGCUGAAGAAUGUGCGCAUAAACUACUUAAAAUGGACUCAUAUAAUAGAUUAAACGAAGAACUAUGUCAAAUGAUUGUUGAUGUUUGUGCGCAACAGCCUACAUAUGAAUGUUUUUUUGGUUUACUUGGAGAACGUAUUUGUCUAUUAGAAGAUAAAUAUGUUUAUUGGUUUACGUGCAGUUUUGAAGAUCAAUAUGGUCAAUAUGCAAUUGCUCGUCACAUGGAAAAUGCAUUCGCCUCUAUUUAUUUAUCUAAUAAAACUGCAAUCUCAUCUCAUGUGUAUUUGAAACAUUUGUUUUUGGAAUUAUUUGAAUUUUUUGGCUUCACCAAGCUUAAGAAUCAUUUAACUGAUCCAACAUUGGCAGAUUACUUUAAAGGUCUUUUCCAACACAAUAAUCCAGAAGAUGCUCGAUUUUGCAUCAAUUUUUUCACAUCAAUUGGCCUUGGUAGAAUAACAGAUGAAUUACGCGAAUUCAUCAUAUCAAAUCCAACACCGGCUCCACCUGCUCAAAUCUCAAUAUAUAAUGAAAUCCUGCAAAAUUUCUAUGAUCGUCAUGGUCGUUAG
Rotaria socialis is the source of this 1770-nucleotide messenger RNA. The record is from the annotation of a GenBank genome assembly. NCBI's taxonomy places the organism in Eukaryota, Metazoa, Rotifera, Eurotatoria, Philodinida, Philodinidae.